ACUACUCGCUGCUUUCACAAAAUUUAGAAGCGAUCCACCACUCAGUCACGUACCUGCGCAUCGCAUCUCGUGUCCGAUCAUGGACGCCGACGCCUUGCGGAGCCUCGCUGCGUCCGCGCAACCCAUCCAGUUCCCUACAUACAAUGAAGCAAAUAGCGAACGGACAGCGCAGGAGGUCGCCGCUGCUGCUGCAGGCUAUGCGCCUGCCGACUCGAUCGAUCCCAAUAUUUCGAACUACGAUCUGAACGCGCAAGACCAAGACGGAACACUACCUUUACAAACACACCUCCAUAACGACGACGCCGACGUCGCAUCCGAACACGUCCAGUCACUGCGCAGUCCACAGCAGACACGCGCGACUCGAGCAGAACAAAACGCCCCUUCUACAGUUUCAUACCCUCCCCCUACAAAUGGUACCCUGUCGCAAGACGACACCCAGAACCAGCAGGAUGUCUCACAAGAUCAGCCCGACUAUGUAUGGAGAAAUGCCUCGUCUGCGUUUCCCAAAGGUACGCCGCAGCCGAAUACUCGAGCGCAAUCCAAGCAGGCGCAAGUCUACACUACUCCAAAUGGCUUAGUACACUCGGACCCGUGGGUAUCACAUUUCUAUGAGCCCGCGCAGCCCAACACUCCUACGUCCAACAACAAUGAAGAUGUCGAUCCCGCCAUUGCUGCGAACCCAUUCAGCGACCGUUUUCCAUUGAUCCCUAACCCUCCAGAUCUCGAGGCCUGGCGGCACAAACUAUUCAACGUUACUGAACCGCUUGUACUAUCGGAAGAAGAAUACCUGACAUAUUUCCCACACGUCGACAAUGUCUACUCGCACCGCUCUACUCAGAAAUACAAGCGAAAACCAUUUGUCAGCCAUUACUGGGAUUGCCGACUCAAGGGCCGACCAAGUGGCACCCCCAAGAGUACAGAUCCGAACAAGAAGAAGCGUAAGCGUCAAGCUCGGGAACGAGAUUUGUGUGAUGUCAAAAUCAAGGUCACGGAGUUCUUCAGUGCCGAUGAAGCGCGAAAUCAAGGCAUGAACGCUGUCACAGACCCAAGUGGAAUGGACGGAACGGACAACAUUCCCACUGACCCUGCUCUUACCGGACAGAGCGGGCUUACCAUCGUCCUCGAAGACGGUGUCAACGGCAAUGGCCCACCCACCAACCCAACUGACCCCAAUUUCGGUCUCCUUGAGUUGCCUCGCCGUCUGCCGGAUGGUCACCCUGGUGCCAACGGUAACCGAUGGUUCACUAUUCAGCGUGUGCGCGGAAACCCAGGCGGGGGCGCCGUGAAAGAAAAGCGUGACAGCAUUGCCAACGGAGAGGCUCCCGAGGAAGAAGAUGACUCUACGUUGUUUGACCCGAACCUAGACCUAGAUCACAAACAUACUCUGGACGAAAGUGAUCGAAUCAAGAAAAAUACUGUGCAGAGAUGGCUGUUGAAGGAGGAAAAGGAGAAGAAGCGUCAGAGCAAACUGCCCACGCCGGCAGUCACCAAUCCAACACCGACGACCACGGAAACAGCGAGUCCUACCUUCCGGGCCAGUGGUAUGGCCUUCUUUACCGCCCGCAGUCAUGCGAUUCCGGUGCCGUCCAAAAUGAUAUUCUACGCGAACAGUUUUUGUCCUUUUGCGCAACGAGUCUGGAUUGCCCUUGAGGUCAAAGGUGUCCCAUACCAAAUGGUGGAGGUCCUGCCUGCACACUUGGACACAUACCGUCCACCAGAAUUGUUAGAAGUCAACCCAGAAGGACAAAUUCCUUGUAUCCGCCAUGGCAAUUGGGCUGUGUGGGAAAGCGGAGUCAUGCUGGAGUAUCUCGAGGACUUGGCCCUGGGACUCGGUCUGCUGCCAUUGGGCAAUGCACAAUUGCGAGCUCACUGUCGGCUAUGGACAGAUCAUAUCAAUCGCAAGAUCUUGCCCAGCUUCUACAGUCUACUGCUCACGCCACCUCCUCACCAUCACCAGCAGCGAAAUGGACCUGAUAUCGAUGGCGACCUCGACAUGCACAGCCAGGCCCAAGCCCGAGCGGCAAGUGCUGUACAACACGAAAUGCUCAUCGCUACCCUGCAGAAGAACAUCACCUCCCUAGUCAAUGCUUCACACGCCACUGGUCCGUUUUUCUUAGGCAGUGAGAUCGGCUUCGUGGACGUCAUGUUCGCGCCAUGGAUCAUUCGACUGUCUCGGGUGUUGAGCUACUAUCGCAACUUCCCACGACCUGAGGUCGGGACACGUUGGCGCCUGUGGGUCGACGCCAUUGAAGCGGACGACCGUGUGAGACGCACUAUUUCGGAUGAGAAUUCCUAUCACGGCAUCUACCGUGGUGUUGGCGAGGAUGGCUGGGAUCCUCUCUCGUCUCGCGACGCCUAUGGACAUAAGAAGGCGAUGGUCGAAUUGGAGUAUGCUAAGCGUGUCGUCGCUCAAGAAGGCUUCGGACUCGGCGGAGAUGUCUGGGGACGCAUGAGAGAGGAAGAACAGAGACAUAUGGGUUCUUAGAAGGAUCGCAGCUGAUACGUCUUGUGGACUUUGCAAGCAUGGCUAAAGAGUUUCUCAUGGUGAGCAUGGCAAUACGGAUAGAGGACACCAAGGACAUGCUUAAUUCGGAGAGUCAUGGAUGGCUGCUGUGUAGGAUUAGAUAGCAUCACAUCGAACAGCCGAAGCUAAGGGAGAUGAAACAUUCAAUAGCUAAUGAUCAAUCAUC
Messenger RNA from Exophiala viscosa, 2690 nucleotides. RefSeq names its product glutathione S-transferase. Bases 80 to 2485 code for a protein of 801 amino acids. The record is from RefSeq and is a predicted model, not a curated record. NCBI's taxonomy places the organism in Eukaryota, Fungi, Ascomycota, Eurotiomycetes, Chaetothyriales, Herpotrichiellaceae. The transcript is spliced from 2 exons. Gene Ontology annotation, cellular component: cytoplasm.